Marmota monax (woodchuck) is the source of this 3547-nucleotide messenger RNA. It is a transcript of the gene Ttll6, whose product is annotated as tubulin tyrosine ligase like 6. Gene Ontology annotation, cellular component: cilium. Gene Ontology annotation, biological process: protein polyglutamylation; microtubule cytoskeleton organization. NCBI's taxonomy places the organism in Eukaryota, Metazoa, Chordata, Mammalia, Rodentia, Sciuridae. Gene Ontology annotation, molecular function: tubulin binding; tubulin-glutamic acid ligase activity. The coding region runs from base 741 to 3158 and encodes 805 amino acids. The transcript has 16 exons. The record is from RefSeq and is a predicted model, not a curated record.
GAGUUAGGAGGAGAGCGGGCUGGAUUUGGGGUUGUCUGGCAGCCAAUGGGAGCGUCUCUCUUUACUCCUCCCGGGGAGCCUGCAGGUGUGGCUGUGAGCGGUGCGGGCCGUAGAGCUCGGGCGAGACCGCGUAGAAGGAUUCGCGGGGGUAGCUGGUAUUUCCCCAGAGCCUCCUUCCAAGUCAGGAAGAUGCCACAGUGCCUGACUUCUGAAGGUAAAAAAAGAGCAGACUCCAAAGAGAGGGAGAACUGUUCCAUAGAAGAUCUAAAAGAAAUCAUCACCCUGGCUUUUGUGAGAGAGAACACACAAAAGGGGUUUCAGGAGGCCCGUCAGCAAAGCAAGAAGAAGAGGAAGAAAAAGAGCUUCCCUCCUGUGCAGAAGAAGAGAGAAGCAAGUAUUUUGGCCAAAAAUAUUUUAAAUUCCUGUUCCCGAUGGACUACUGGAGUAAAAGGACUAAGAAAAUGAUGUUAAUAUGAAGCUGCAUGCUAAAUUAGCUAUAAUUGCAAUAUAGACUCUAUAUCCCAUGGACAGGGUAACAGUACUGAUUCCAUGCUUUCUGCCACUCUGUACCCAUUCAUGUCCUCAGUGAUGGGAAUAGUUGAAUCAGGCUUAAUGUGAUAGCUUAGGCUUCAUGCAGCUCCACCUGGGACAGGAUGUUUCUGGGUGCAGUCUGUCUCUGUCUUGUGCUUUCCUUUUUCUCUUUUCCAGAUGAUUGGUGAUUAAUCUAUCCAGCUGCCGGUAUGAGAGUGGUGAGCAUUUCAAUGCGAAGGAUCGGGGACAAGGACCUACCAUUUCCCCCUGUGACGUUGGGAAAGGUCACUCUUGAUGUUGAGGUGCGUAGGGUGGCCCAACAGUAUGGCCUUCGAGAGGGAGGUGACAACGAUGACUGGACUCUGUACUGGACGGACUACUCGGUAUCACUGGAGAGGGUGAUGGACAUGAAGAGCUACCAGAAGAUCAAUCACUUCCCUGGGAUGAGUGAAAUCUGCCGCAAGGACUUGCUGGCUAGGAAUAUGAGCCGCAUGUUAAAGAUGUUCCCUAAAGAUUUCCACUUUUUCCCUAGGACCUGGUGUCUUCCUGCUGACUGGGGAGAUUUGCAGACCUAUAGCAGGUCAAGAAAAAAUAAGACAUACAUUUGUAAGCCGGACUCAGGUUGCCAAGGGAGAGGUAUAUUCAUCACCCGCACUGUGAAAGAAAUCAAACCAGAGGAGGAUAUGAUCUGUCAGCUCUAUAUUUCAAAGCCCUUUAUUAUUGAUGGGUUCAAGUUUGACCUACGGAUUUAUGUGCUGGUGACAUCAUGUGACCCUCUCAGGAUUUUUGUGUACAAAGAAGGACUGGUCCGCUUUGCUACCACUUCUUACUCUUACCCCUGCACAGACAACCUGGAUGAUAUUUGCAUGCACCUGACUAAUUAUUCCAUUAAUAAGCACAGUUCCAACUUCAUUCAAGAUGCUUACUGUGGCAGCAAGAGGAAGCUCUCUACCUUCAACACGUACAUGGAGAACCACGGCUUCAACGUGGGACAGAUAUGGAGGGCUAUCGAGGAUGUCAUCAUCAAGACAAUCAUCUCGGCUUACCCAGUCAUCAAACAUAACUACCACACCUGCUUCCCUGGCCACACACUUAACAGUGCCUGCUUUGAAAUCCUGGGCUUCGACAUCUUAUUGGACCACAAACUCAAACCCUGGCUGCUGGAGGUCAACCACUCUCCAAGCUUCUCUACUGACUCCCGGUUGGAUAAAGAUGUGAAAGACAGUCUGCUGUAUGACACCCUGGUACUGAUCAAUCUGGAAAGUUGUGACAAAAAGAAAGUCUUGGAGGAGGAGAGAAAGCGGGGGCAGUUCCUGCAGCAGUGUCCCUCCCGGGAGGUCAGGAUUGAGGAAGCCAAGGGUUUCCAAGCAGUGCAGUUACAGAAAACAGAGAAAUAUGAGAAGGAAAAUUGUGGCGGGUUCCGGCUGAUUUAUCCCACUCUGAAUUUGGAGAAGUAUGACAAGUUUUUCCAGCACAAUUGCUCCCUCUUCCAGAAUACUGCUGCUUCCAGGGCUCGGGAGUUAUAUGCCCGGCAACUGAUCCAGGAGCUGAGACUGAAACAGGAGAAGCAAUCCUUCCAAAUGAAAGAGAAGAAGGUGGAGAUGCAGGGAGAGUCAGAGAUAGCCGGCGAGAAAGCAAGGGGCAAGAGCACCAAGAACCAGCAGAAAAAACAACAGAAACGCAAGACCACCGCCCACAGCCCCAAACAAUACUUCCGGCCAUUGGCAUUAGUGUCCUGCACACCUGAGUUGCUCUUAAGUGUCAAAGACGUAAAGAAGAAUGAAAUAGGCAGUAGCCUUGACCAGGAGGCCGCAAAGAAGAAGACUGAUUCUGCUCCCUGCAAGCCUAUCUCUGCAAGACACUGCAGAUCUGUACCUGACAUGAGGCGGUUAAGACUCAAUUCCUCUGGGUUACAGUGCUGUGAAACCAAUUCCAGAAUCAAGAUGGCCAAGUCAGUCAAUGAAGUGAACAUAUUUUCUAGUACCAUGCCCUUAACCUCAGUAGAAACUACCCCUGAAUCUACCACCUGGGACUCAACCUCUCCAGAGUUGCUACCAAGCCUGACACUGACCACCAACUCUGAAUGCAGCAGCCCAGAAAUUGUCAGGAUAGUAUCCUUUAAAUAUAAGCAGCAGCAGAUUCCCCAGAAGCUCAUCCAGGAGAACAUAUCAAAACCUUCUGUGCCUACAAAAUCCUGGAGCUUCUCGCACAAUUUGAACCCAAGCUGGGCUUUGCUAAAGAAUGACAUGAAGGAGAAGCAUCUGGUGUCAGAGCUAUUGGCAAAGCUUCUUUUAAGAGGGAGGCUCUCCUUGUUCCCAGCUUACUGCAGCCCGAAGCAGGUGCUGAGUGACAUGUCACAAAAAUCCUUCCUGCCAAGGAAGGGCUUCUCCUUUAGCCACAGCCCUGGUGAGAAGACGCAGAUGGAUGUGCCCUCCCUCCUCCUCUUGCAGAACCCUCACAGCUCUGACUAUUCUCUGAAGGACCUUCUGGUGGUUGCCACUCCAGCCCGACUGGAUCCAAGGCCUUGCAGGAGCCAUACAGGUGCUAUGAGGAACCCCCAUAUACAGGAGCAAGAAGCAUACAGCCACUGCCUGAUCUCUGGCCAAAAAGGAUGUGAAAGGAACUAGAAGCUGGACAGUCCCACAGUGGCCCAUCUGCAUGCUGGAGAGCCAGAGAAACCAGUAGCUGUUCGGCCCAAGAAGCUAGAAGCCUCAGAGCAAAAGGGACCAACAAUGGAGCCCUAUUUUGAGGAUGAAGACCUGGAAGUUCCCUGGAGAGUUGCUGGUGAGAAUCUAUGUUGGAAGACUGAAGGAGAUAUAGUCUGAUGUCUACAGGUGAUGGUAGCAGCAAUAGAUACCCACCCAAGAACAAUUGGGCUUCUCAAGAAGAAUUAAGCUUGCAUCUGCUGCAGAUUCUUCUUUCUAGUUUUGUUGUUGUUGUUGUUCCAUCCGGGUACCCAGCCUAUUUGACAAUGCUUCCUACAUUCAGGGUGGGUCUGCCCUUUCAAUUUGCUGUU